Molecule: messenger RNA, 1437 nt
Organism: Drosophila sechellia
Lineage: Eukaryota; Metazoa; Arthropoda; Insecta; Diptera; Drosophilidae
Product: probable serine/threonine-protein kinase ndrD
Exons: 2
Coding region: 577-1416 (279 amino acids)
Source: RefSeq, a predicted model, not a curated record
AAGCAAGACCUAAAAGCGAAUUGCUCAUUGAACAAGACGAGCUCGUGGCGUGCGUUUCGCAGUGAGCGGCAAAAUAUAUAUCUCAAAUAUAUGUAUAUAUAUCGUAUCAGGCAGUCGAAUGUGGCCAAAAGCAAGACCUAAAAGCGAAUUGCUCAUUGAACAAGACGAGCUCGUGGCGUGCGUUUCGCAGUGAGCGGCAAAAUAUAUAUCUCAAAUAUAUGUAUAUAUAUCGGUAGUGAAACAAAAUCGCCGUGGACAAUUAUCACUUGAAGAAGAAAUUACAGUGCAAUAAAUCGUACUUUGUCCCUUAUUUUUUGUUUGUUAAUUUUUUUUUUUUUUGCAUUAUCUGUUGCCGUUUUGAAAGAUGAAAGACGGCAACAGCAGUCAUGGUAAUCGUGAGUGAAACAAAGGAAAGUGGCAGGCAGUCGCGUUCAGUUUGAAGCCGCCACACCACAGAAAAAUAUAAAUAAAUAAUCCGUACUAACUUCGGAGCAACAGCAGCUACUGGAAAGCCAAAGCAGCGGCCACAAAAAUAACAACAAAAAACCAGAGUUCUGUUCAUAUUUCUGUCAAAAUAUGGGCCAAGAGAUAUCGCAACAGCAAAAUCAGCAACACCAACAACACCAGCAGCACCAACAACAACAACUACCCCACCACAAACGACAACCACAGCGAAAAAGCUUCAGCGGCAUUAGCACCACCAAUCAGCCGAUUUACACGCCCACAAGUCACCUAUCCACCAGCUCCUCCUCCACCAACACCAACGAUUAUAGCCACAAUAAUACCAGCAAUAAUAAUAAUCAGAACUACCGAUUGCGUCAUAAGUACAACUUAAGCAAGCAAACCUACGAAAGGAGCACGAUAGCAGCGAGUGCAGCAAGUACAAGUCAAUCCGAUACGGAUUCGCAUUACGCCAAACUAAAUCUGCAGAGGAGCAGUUCGCAGAGUUCGGAUAGCGGCAUCUACAACUCAUCCUGUCACUGCAGUUCCAUAUCCUCGAUAUCGGCCGUCAGCAGCAGUGCGAGCAGCAGUCGCAGCAGCAGCAGCUCUAGUCGCGGUUGUCCCAGUUCUCUGGUGUCCAGCAAAUCGAACCGCUCGUUGGACAAGCAGAAACACUACCUAAGCCAUCACCUGUACAUCAAGUCCUAUCUGGACAUCUUGGAGGAGGACGAGCGGGCACGGGCUCACUUCAAAUCCGCUCGUCCGGGCGGCAUUCGCAACUACACACCCAAGAUCUUGGCCAGCGGGGAAUCGAGCUUAUCGGGCAACUCCAGCACCAACACAGCUCUAUCAUCCAGUGCUCCAGCUCAUUGCUACGGACCGGGAAAGAGAACAACAGUCGGUGGAACAGGCGGAUCAGUUGGAGCAGCAGGAGCAUCAGGAACAGGAGCACAGGGAACGGAUCCGUGGAUUUGACAAUUACUGAAACAUGGCGUU